AUGAAGUCGGAAGGAUCAGCCCGGAAUCAGUACAUAGCCACAUUUUGUGUGAACUUGCUGGCCAUCGGCUAUGGUUUUUCAUGCGGAUGGACGUCUCCCUCGGUUCCGCUGCUGUUAUCCAAUACAACUCCGUUAGACAGUGGACCUCUUUCCUUGGUCGAAGGCUCCUGGAUUACGGCUAAUCUGUGUCUCGGUGGUUUUCUGGGAAACACGCUUGCCGGAUGGACUACAGAACGAUUUGGACGCAAAUUGACUGCCUACAUGGCAGCGAUCCCUCAGAUUCUAGCUUGGAUGAUGGUUAUCUUCGGAACAAACGCUUACUACCUGAUGGCGAGUCGAUUCCUUGGAGGUUUCUCCGGUGGAGUCUGCUACAUGGUAAUCCCAACUUUCAUAGCGGAGAUUGCCGAAGACCGCAUUCGGGGCUUCCUCGGUUCUACGCUGGUGUUAACCAACAACCUGGGAAUUCUGGUGAUGUAUGUUUUGGGUGAUUUGUUGGCCUAUGAAAUGGUGCCCUACGUGGUGCUUCCACUGCCGUUGAUCUUCAUGCUUUGGUUUUCGUUCAUACCAGAAACACCAUUCUAUCUGAUGAAGACUAACAACUACGUGGAAUCGGAAGAUGCCCUACGAUUUUACCGUGGUUACCGCAAAGGCUCGUUGAAGGAAUCGGAGGAAUUCCGUCAGGAGCUGAUGCAAUUGAAAAAUAAAUUUAACUCCGAGAAGUCUUCCUUUGAAGACGAAAAAUUAGCCUGGAGGGAUAUUACCACUCCUCACGCCAAGAAAGCCUUCUUGAUAGGAUUUUGUUUGAUGGCGUUCAAUCAAUUUAGCGGUUGUUUUACGAUGAUGAACUACACGGCAUCAAUCUUUGCCGAGUCCGGAUCUAGUCUAUCGGCCAAUGCGUCCGCAACCGUUGUCGGAUCAAUCCAACUGUUAGGGACCUAUCUCGCAACUAUCCUGAUCGAACGUGCUGGUCGAAAAUUGCUGCUGACGAUAUCCGGCUUCGGGAUAGUGCUAGGGAUGGGAUCUUUCUCUGCAUUUUCCUUCGCCAAAAGUUUGGGCCAGGACGUGUCGGCUAUCAGUUGGAUUCCGUUGGUUUGCUUUUCCUGGGUCAUCUUCAUUGGAUCGGUAGGGGUUUUGUCCGUCCCAUUUGUGAUGCUGGCCGAACUGAUGCCUCAAAAGAUUAAAAGCUUCUCGUUAUCGUUGUGUAUGAAUAUUUUAUGGCUCUUUGCGUUUGCAGCACUGAGAUUCUUUCCAGCUCUUUCGGAAUCGCUAGGAAUGCAUGGCACGUUGCUCCUGUUCACAUGUUGCUCACUGGCUGGCACAUUGUUCGUGGCUUUCGUUGUUCCGGAAACGAAGGGACAGAGUUUCGAUACAAUUUCGAAGCUAAUGAGUUGA
Uranotaenia lowii is the source of this 1392-nucleotide messenger RNA. Its product is annotated as facilitated trehalose transporter Tret1-2 homolog. Lineage: Eukaryota; Metazoa; Arthropoda; Insecta; Diptera; Culicidae. Bases 1 to 1392 code for a protein of 463 amino acids. Gene Ontology annotation, cellular component: membrane. Gene Ontology annotation, biological process: transmembrane transport; carbohydrate transport. Gene Ontology annotation, molecular function: sugar transmembrane transporter activity. The transcript has 7 exons. The record is from RefSeq and is a predicted model, not a curated record.